Messenger RNA from Salvia splendens (bonfire salvia), 920 nucleotides. RefSeq lists its product as uncharacterized. The record is from RefSeq and is a predicted model, not a curated record. Bases 138 to 734 code for a protein of 198 amino acids. The transcript is spliced from 2 exons. Lineage: Eukaryota; Viridiplantae; Streptophyta; Magnoliopsida; Lamiales; Lamiaceae.
UUAUCAAAACACCAAUCUUGAAGAAAGGCGCGCAUUGAAUUCCUUGACCUCACACAUUUACACCUCUGCAAAUUUCUGCAGCAAAAUUGAGGGAAAUUAAACCCCAUAGACAACGAAAGCUCACAUGAUCAUUUAUCAUGAUUGCUAUUUCGCUCCCAAUUUUUGUUGCUGCAUUCAUUAAUUUUAGGGUAUGGGCAGAGAGCGCUGUUUCUCCUUAUCUUUACGGAUUUCGCGGUCGACUGAAUCGAAGAAGAAAUCGAGAGCAAUUUCUAAAUGGGUUGAGUUUGUUUUAUAAGUCGGGGCUGCUUCUUUGUUUCUUUCUUUGUAAUUUCUGCAAUUUCUCACAUUUUUGGCGUUUUCGUGUCGAGAAAACUUGUUUUUUUUCUGUUUCUGAAAUGAGAGGUUUUGGAUUCUUGUGUUUGCUCUUGUUGAUUGGGACUGCUGCUUUUGUUUACCAUGGAUUUUCUUGUGGAGGAAUAUUGAGCUCAAAUCCAGGUAUGGUUUCAAGAGGGAGCAAUGCUAUGGCAUUGGUACUGAAAAGCAGGAAGCUUAAGGAGAAUAGGGAUCCUCCUACACCAGACAAAGAUGAAGAUCGUUUCAGUUUGGAGGAUUACCAACCCAUUGAUCCAGUCCCAAACUCGAAGGCUUCAAUAAGACACGGACCCAUCCAGCACGGUACUCCUCUAAUGCCCUUUAUCCCACCUGCUCCUGGUAAACCACAACACGGCGGCUAACACUUUCUCCUCAUUGCUAAUAAUACCACUUCCACUGAGAAAUGAUGUACUAAUAACUAUGUAGUUUAUUCUCUCUGGUGUUUCCUUUGCAUAUUUUCCUAAUGUAACAUUUGUGUCAGAUGUGUGUAUUGUUAAAACCAUAAUCAGUGUUUGCAUUUAUCCCUUGAACAACCAUAUUACACUUAA